CCUCCGCGGCGGUAACACCGUUCAAACAGAGGAGCAUCAUGGCGGCGGCCAUAGAGCGGCUGCUGUCCGAAAUCUCGGAGUCGGAGGAGCCGAUAGAGGAGCUGAGGUGCCUCAGUACUGCCGUGUCCGCGACCCCGCUGAGCGCGCUGAGAGAGAGCCUGUCCCCGGAGAAGCUGGGGCUCAUUUUCUCUCUGCUGAACACCAGCGACAGGCAGCAGGUUAAGGUGUGUGUGGAGAUCUUGGGACGUGUCUUGCAGGUGUUGGAUCCUGUUCAGUUGGCUCAGAACUGCAAAUUAGAGCUGCAGAGUGGGCUGAACCAUCCUGAUGAUUCUGUUAAAGUGCUGGGUCUCCAACAGAUUAGUCGGGUGAUUGGCCACUCUGAGGGGAUCACAGAGAUGCUGAACAGUCCUGAGGUUCUGCGGGAUGUAAUCCGAUGUGUGGGAGCAGAACGUAUAGGCGUUGCCAAAGAGGCCAUUUCUGCCCUCAGCAUGCUGAGUAACACCAAGGCGGGGCUUGAUGCUCUCUUCCGCUCCGAUUUGCUGAAGGAGCUCAAGGACGUGAUGGGCAUCAGUGAUGUCAUCAGAUACAGAGUGUAUGAGCUGGUUGUGGAAGUGUCCUCUGUAUCUCCUGUCUCCCUCGGGUACUGUGCAAACAGUAGCUUCAUCUCACAGCUUCUGGAAGAACUGACUGGAGAAGAUGUACUUGUCAGAGUGACUGCUAUCGAGAUGGUCACCAGCUUGGCUCAGAGCCAGCAUGGCCGUCAGUACCUCGCCCAGCAAGGCAUUAUGGACAAGAUAUCUAACAUGAUCACAGCUGCAGAUUCCGACCCAUUCUCCAGCUUCUACCUGCCAGGUCUGGUGAAGUUCUUCGGUAAUCUCGCAGUGAUGGACAGCCCUCAGCAGGUGUGUGAGAGUUAUCCAGCAUUCCUCAACAUGGUGUUUACCAUGGCAAUGAACCCUGACCCAACACAGACCCCUGUUGCCCUGGACACGCUUGGAUUACUGGGGGGCACCGUGGAGGGCAAACAGGUUCUGCACAAAACAGGUGAACAGUUCAAAACUGUGUUGAAGAGAAUGAGUCUGCUGGCAACAGACGAUACAACUGAUCUCAGAGUGAGGAGUCUGGAGGCCAUCGCCCAGUUGCUGACACUACCUUUGGAGCAGCAAACAGAUGAUCUGCUGUUGCUGACAGAGUCUUGGUUUUCUCUGCUGAGCUCUAAGCCGAUGGAGAUGAUCAGAAACAUCAGCACUCAGCCCUUCCCUGAGUUACACUGUGCUGCACUCCGCAUCUUCACUGCAAUAGCAUGUCAGGAGUGGGCUCAGCGAUUAAUGAUGUCAACACCAGGUUUCGCUGAGUGGGUGGUGGAUCGCUCUGUGGGUAAAGGCAAGAAGGCCAAGGACUGUAAGUUUGAGCUUGUGGGGGCGCUGCUGAGCUCGUCCAGCAUACGAGAGAUUUUCGGGGCUCAAAACUACCUAAAGCUCAGAGCCUACCUGGAUGAAGGGCCGUACUACGUCAGCGCAGUGUCCACUGUCACCACUGAGGGAGCGGACUGAGUGAAAGAAGAAUGGGAAAAAAAGAACACACACACAUACAUGCAUACAUCAAAAACAGUAAUAGAUCUCCCUUUUAACACUCAAUAUUAAUGUUAUGGUUCUGUAAUUCUCAUUUUGUCCAGUUGGAAUAACCAUCUGUUCUUCUCACGUUCUCUUCCUCUGUAUUUCUCCUACAAAUACACACACAUUACUAAUAUGCCAAUAUUGUUGCACUUAAUUUCAUUUGAUUUCUUUUUUUUUUACAGUUCUGAACUUUGUAUUAUUAAAGGAUAAAAUAUG
Messenger RNA from Astyanax mexicanus (Mexican tetra), 1832 nucleotides. RefSeq names its product proteasome 26S subunit, non-ATPase 5 (gene psmd5). Bases 39 to 1553 code for a protein of 504 amino acids. Gene Ontology annotation, cellular component: cytosol. Lineage: Eukaryota; Metazoa; Chordata; Actinopteri; Characiformes; Acestrorhamphidae. The record is from RefSeq and is a predicted model, not a curated record. The transcript has 10 exons. Gene Ontology annotation, biological process: proteasome assembly.